Molecule: messenger RNA, 1518 nt
Organism: Sitophilus oryzae (rice weevil)
Lineage: Eukaryota; Metazoa; Arthropoda; Insecta; Coleoptera; Curculionidae
Product: exonuclease 1
Exons: 4
Coding region: 165-1400 (411 amino acids)
Biological process (GO): mismatch repair; DNA recombination
Cellular component (GO): nucleus
Molecular function (GO): 5'-flap endonuclease activity; 5'-3' DNA exonuclease activity; metal ion binding
Source: RefSeq, a predicted model, not a curated record
GGUAAAAGAAAGAACAAUAUACGACAUUUUUUUUGCAUCAUGAUUUGCCGCCACAGAAUGCUUUAGGAAGAGUUAAGUUCAGUUUAACCAAGAAGUUUUGUAUUCCCGUUUAGUUAUUCUGAUAUCAUAAUUUUAGUCGUAGUCUGAGCUAUUCAUUCUAUGUAAUGGGCAUAACAGGUCUUUUGCCUUUUCUGGAGGGUGCAACAAGACCAUGCCACGUGUCCGAGUUCAGGGGAGGCACGGUAGCAGUUGAUUCAUACUGCUUACUACAUAAAGGAGUUGCGGCCAGUGCCUUCCAACUUGCCAACAAUCAAGAUACAGAUAAUUACGUGAGGUAUUGCUUAAAGUAUGUUAAUAUGCUUCUGCAACACGAUAUACGUCCCAUAAUGGUAUUUGAUGGACGUAAUUUACCCGCGAAAGCAGAUACUGAAUUAAAAAGGCGCGAGUCGAGGCUUAAAGCCAAGCAAAUGGCUAAGCAACUGACUCAGCUAGGGAAAACUACCGAAGCCGAGACGUAUUACAAACAGUGUUUAGAAAUUACGCCCGAGAUGGCACACAAAUUAAUUGUUGCUUGCAGGCAAAAAGGCGUUGAUUGCAUUGUCUCACCCUACGAGUCAGAUGCUCAACUGGCCUUUUUCAGCAUUAAAGGUGUUGCACAAUGCAUCCUAACAGAAGAUUCUGAUCUCUUGGUAUAUGGUUGUGAAAAGGUAUUAUUCAAACUGGACUCGCGUGGAAAUGGAAAACUGGUCGAAUCACCCAAAAUUCCAAAAGCGAUUAGAAUGCGCGAGGACCAGUAUUCAUUUGAGAAGUUCCGAUUUAUGUGCAUAUUAUCGGGUUGUGAUUAUGUACCAUCAUUAAGUGGCGUAGGAUUAAAGAAAGCCCUUGACUUCAUAAGAAUGAUCUCAGACACGGACCCAAAUAGGUUCCUUAACAGAAUCCCGACGUAUUUAAAAAUAAAAGCAAAAGUGACGGAAACUUACAAGGACCAAUUCAUGGUAGCUAACGCAACGUUUUUGCACCAACUUGUAUUUGACCCGUACAGAAAAGCACUAAUCCAUCUACGCGACCCUGGCGAAAUGGGAACAGAUCCCAAAUAUUUAGAUUCCCUUGGGGAGAAAUUUGAAGACCAGUUGGCGUAUGGAGUGGCAAUGGGGAACCUCGAUCCCAUUAGUUUUACCAAAAUCGAUGCUUGGGAACCUCGAAAUGUGCCACAAUACAGUAUUUGGUCGGGCAUUUUUACCCGCCGUAAUAAACGAACACAGAAGAAUACUCUUGAUUCCUUCUUGAUCCGACUAAAACAACCACUUACAUCAUUUGUAUCAUCAAAACCAACUCCCGAAAAUACUGACACACAACCAUCAACUCUUGAUGAUGAUAUUCAAAUUAUUGAGCCCACAUAAAAAAAUAUAGCACUGUGUACCUUAACUAAUUUAAUGUUUAGUAAAAUUUUUUAAUCAAUCUUUUUUAUCAAUGUAUGUGUAAUUGUUUGAAAUAUAAAUGUUCCUGGAACAAACAGAA